GGACUGAGUGGGUCGGGACUCGACUAGCACAACUCUCCCCCAGGUGAGGGGACGGUAACCAUUGGGCCACCCAGCCCACCAAGGACCCUACUACAGGGGGCAAUGGGGAUUACAGCUGUGGGUGGCUUCCCACUGCCACGACCCCACCAGGUCUCAGCACGGAGCCCCUGGGAUCUCAUGCUAAGCAGGGCCAGGCUGGCUUGGUAAGGGCUGGGAGACCAAGAGCUGCAGGGGGGGGUCACCAGGAGGCGCUCUCCCCUGCCCAUUAAUGCUGCCCCCAGGGACCCAGUGCAGUGCUAGAGGGCUCUGUGCUGCAGGGAGGGGGCAGGGGCUCAGGCGGGGGCGCUGUGCUGCAGGGGGCACUUACCAGCCAAGGUGACAGGGGAGAGAGACAGGAGCCAGAAGGAGACCAAGGCAGGUUUGGCCCAAAGAGCCAUUUCCCUGGAGGGGACAGGAUGGCUGCACUGCCGAGUGGGGUCUGGGGCCAGGACCCAGAGAGCCGAAAAGGGCACAGCCGCCCCUUCCUGCACUGAGCUCUUUGCUGCUCUGACAGGUGACCCCUGAGAGGAAACCCAGCCAGACCCACAAGCUGAGCAAAGUUCAAUAAAAACAAAUCAGCCGUCCCUGUCCAGUCCUGCUCACUGCUUCACAGGAAGCCUUCCUCCCCACCAGCACAAUAAAGACUGAAUAACUCCUGUAGCUUGUUCCAAUUGUCUGUUACAACAUGUGAUUAUUUUAUGGGGAAGUUUUCUGUGAGCACAGAAAACUAAUCCUCAGCCGUUCCCCACAACAGCUGUUAUAUCUGUGACUUUGGAGAUGGUGGAGGAGGGUGGGAAUGGAGGUCACAGAUAUAGGGAGAAGGGUUGUUGCUGUGGAUGGGGGUCACAAAUGAGGACAGGGGGUUGGGAAGCCUUGGAUCAGUUAUGUGUGAAAGUCUGUAUUUUACUAGCCGGGCGGAAGAAGCUACGUCCUGAUCUCGAGGCACGUUAAUGCAGUGCUUCUAAGGCCACCCAAUGUGGAGGUUUGGAGCUGAGAAUGCAGGCACCUUGACCACUGUGGGGAAAGAAAUGCAUGUGCUGAUCAGGGUAGCCAACAUGUGUCUUGUGGCCAAUUCCUGGGUCACAAGGUUGCAGAAACUUGCAGGAGAGGGAGGAUUGGCCCAUGAGUGGGGGAUUCCUGACAACAGGCUGAUCUGCAUGUGCCAAGCUGGCCUGCGUUGGCAUUACAUUUUGCUUUCCCUGCAGCAUCUUAAGCUGUGAGUUAAGAGGUUGUGAUCUAUCAGACACUGUGUUGUCGUCCAGGAGCACUGGAAGCUUCCUAAACCUGGGGAAUCCACCAGUGCCUGAAGUGGGAGAAGCAUUGCCUGCAUGCGCUGAUGGGUGGGGAGCUGGGUACACUAGUAGCAGGUGGGCCAGGUUGGAGGGGGAGAUACAGUGACAAGAUCAGGGGCAUGGCUGGAGAGGUGUGCAGAAACAGGGCUGGUGGGGCCCAGCUGAUGCAUGUGGGGCUGGGUGACUCAAUAUGCAAAUUGCAGGACACGAUAUGUACCACAGUUUAGUUGAUUGCUAACUCCUACGAACAAGAUCUCUUCUACUGUUCAAAAGUACUAGGGUGUUCAAAACAAAAAUCUUAAUGCCGAGUGAAGGUUUGUCACCCCAAACAGGCCUGGGUUCCCUGAGAAUGACACCUGGGACAGGAAUUGGGUGGCCCCAUUUGUCACCCCAUUACCCCCUGCCUCCGGAGAGAGGAGGUCUUGCCUAUAUCAAGUGGUUGUUGGCUUCCUACCACUACCAACCCCUGAUGAUGGGAUUCCCACAAAAAUCCCAAUCUUUGGGCAGCCCAGAGGAUCGAUGUACUCCCAUUUCACCUGUUUUACCUGAGCCCCCACCCCGUAUCAUGCACCCUACUUGGGUUCAGUUAUAAAACGCAAGGAACUUUGUUCAAGAAAGAGAUUCAAAUCAAAAACAGCGAGAGAGACAGGGGAAAAAGGUACACAUAAAGUAGACAUCACCACAUGCUUUCUAGAGACCAAACGUAACUCACAAGUUCUCCUCCACGCUAGAGAAACUUCUCUUCCCCAGAGUCAUCUUCAACCAAGUCCAUUUGAGAUCCCUUUUUGGCAUGCAAAUUCACUGUCUGUUUACUUCCCAGGUGAAGGAUUCCAGGAUGUCUUUCUGCCCCCCUAAAUAUACCAAGCAGACUGAAGGGUUAAAAUCCAUGUGCAGUUUAUGUAACAACCUGGUAUAUGGAUUUUGUACAGGCCCAAAGUCUGAAGUUUAGUCAAGAAACCAGAGGCCUAGCAAAUAGUGAGUAGCUAAGAGAAAGCAAAAUAAAUGAACGAUAACCUUGUUUUGCUAAAAUAAGCCUAGUCAGCAAAAAUGCCAAAUGUUGAAGCAAUAACUGAAUAAUUGUCUACACCAGGAAUAUUACAGGGCUUGUUUUCCUGUUCUCUAAGGUGCCGUUGGUCCAGCCCAGGAGCUUGGUCCCAUCCCCAAGAGUUGCUGUUAUCAGCUGAGAGCAUCUGCCAGAUGGGAUCUUGGGAGUGUUGGGCAGCCCUUCCUACUUACGGGGUGAGACAGAGGAGACAUGGACCAGUCAGAGAGAUCAUCAGUGGACUGGAGUUCUGUCAAUGGAUCAUUGGUGCCUCACAAAGACGCCCCAGGCACCGACGUCUUCCUUAAUCAAGGGGGAGUCUUCAUUGUCCGCUCCGACCUGGGCUGCUACCUGCAGACAAAGGAACUAAAGACAGGGACUGGCAUUGAGAUCCGGAGACUGCACCCCGCGUGCCGGGGAGGGGAUCACUACCUGAGUGACAUAAAGGACCCCCCCAACAUCUACAUCAUCAAGGGUGACUCCUACCAGGUUGUGAAGGACUUGAGCACAGAUGCCGGGGCCACAGUCCGUGAGCUGCAUCCCAACUGCCGUGGUGGGGACCACUACAUAACCUAUGGUUCCAAUUUCUCCAUCAUCUUCCUAGAGCGGGGUGUUAUGCGCUCUGUCCUUGACCUGAGCACUGAUGAACAAGGGAAGGACACUCCCCUGAAGCCUGAUCGCUGCAAGGGGCUCUACUACUUUGGGUUCGUUUACUUCCAAGGCCAGAUCGAGGUGGAUGAGAAAUGGGGAGCUCAGUGCUACUUGUUCCUUGACAUCGUCUCCGAAAAAGAUGUCUUCUCCAUCCAUCCCGACGUGCUGAACUUCUUCCCUGGGGGGCUGGCCCUCACCCAGGGCACCUCAACCAGCAGCUGGGAGUGCAUCAAGACCCUGCAAAAUGACUCCGAUUCCUCCAUCACCUGGUCUGACAAGGUCACCUGCAAAGUGGGCUACGCCAAGCAGCAGAUGUCCAGCAUUGAGCACAACUGGAGCAUCUCCGCUGAGAUGUCCCUCGGGGCCGGAGAGCUCACCAAGCUCAUCACCCAGUUCCAGUUCUCCUUCAAAGCCGAGUACGGCGGGAGAAGCGUACACACGGAGCAGGAGGACUGGAACGAAGCCCGUGACGAAGAGGAGUCAAUCCAGGUGACCCUGGAGCCCAAAACGAAACUGUACAUCUGGCAGUACCGCCUUGGCAUAGGCCAGAAGCCCGUCUUGUUCUGCAGGGACGUCCACUUCACCAAAGAAGACAAACCACCCGACCGCAUCCCGCUACCUCCAGUCCCCUAAGCAUCCAUGAUGAUGGAGAAUGCCUGCACCAUGAAGCUAUUGUUGAUGUGUGUGUGUGAGCAUUGACUUCCUGGAAAUUGAUGGGAUCAAAUCAGUUCCUUCAAAUGCUUAGCGCUUCCCAGUGCCCUCCUCCCAGCUAGCAAACCCAGCUCAUCUGCUUUCCAUUCCCCUCCUUUUCUCCAAAUCUUGUUACCAAGGUAGAUGAUUUCAUGACAUGUUCUCUUGAUCCUCUCUCAUUAUAAUCCACAACCUGAAUUGAGCUUUGAGAUCAUUCUAGGGUAGAAUCUGCUGCCUUAAAACAAAGAAUGUGCCAAGC
Molecule: messenger RNA, 3973 nt
Organism: Mauremys mutica (yellowpond turtle)
Lineage: Eukaryota; Metazoa; Chordata; Testudines; Geoemydidae
Exons: 3
Coding region: 2587-3657 (356 amino acids)
Source: RefSeq, a predicted model, not a curated record